GAAAAAAUGUGUUGAGAAGGAGCUAGAAGCUGAAAGAAAAUGGUCUGACAAAUGGGGAUUCAUGCAAGCAGCUCUUAAGGAGUUGCUUGAAGAAGAAAAGAAAGAAAAUGCAAAGCCCAAGAUAGAGCUCCCAGAACACCUGCAGAUUCGACCUGUGACACCUGUGGAGAAAUACCUUAAGGUAAAUCCAUCUCCUCCAGUACCUAAAACCACCCAGGGAUUUAUUGGCUGGAGAUCAGGUGUUCCAGGGUUGGAACUUGAACAUGAUUUCCAAAUCCAAAGCAGCAAAGGAACCCUGAGUAGGGAUCUGAAGUGA
Molecule: messenger RNA, 316 nt
Organism: Acanthisitta chloris (rifleman)
Lineage: Eukaryota; Metazoa; Chordata; Aves; Passeriformes; Acanthisittidae
Gene: CIMIP1
Product: chromosome unknown open reading frame, human C20orf85
Exons: 3
Source: RefSeq, a predicted model, not a curated record